Racocetra persica is the source of this 355-nucleotide messenger RNA. NCBI's taxonomy places the organism in Eukaryota, Fungi, Glomeromycota, Glomeromycetes, Diversisporales, Gigasporaceae. The record is from the annotation of a GenBank genome assembly.
AUGGAUCCAAAUGAUGAGCCGGAAGAAGACGGUGCAAAUGUCGAUCUUGAUGCACAUCGAAAAGGAAAAUGUGCUGUAAUUAAGACUUCUACGCGACAGACAAUUUUUUUGCCUUUAAUUGGACUUGUUGAUCCAGCUACUUUAAAACCAGGUGAUUUAAUCGGCGUUAACAAAGACAGUUAUUUAGUUUUGGAUACGUUACCUGCCGAAUAUGAUUCUCGUGUUAAAGCUAUGGAAGUUGACGAAAGACCAACAGAAGAUUAUACCGACAUUGGAGGCUUAGAUAAACAGAUUGAAGAAUUGGUAGAAGCUAUCGUUCUUCCUAUGACACAUGCUGAUAGAUUCAAAAAUUUAG